AUGGGCAUCAAACGCAAAGCAUCAGUCCUCAUCGAGGACUUCAAUGCUCCUCCAGACACACUGCCGGUCUACGCACCACCAGUCUACAACAUGUACACCAAUGCCACCGCCGGCAGCAGCAGUCCCCUGACAUCUCCAUUACCCACUCUAUCGUCCCCAUCGUCCGCGAGCACGGUAUCCGAGGACGCGUCGUCAUCGUCACUCCAUCAUCAUCCCCCCUCCUCCGUUUCAUGCUCUCCAUACAAUUUCUGGACGAGACUCAACGACCAAAGCAUCCCAUACCUCAACAGUCGAACACGCAAGAGAUACCGCGAUGGCCGACCGGACGACGAAACGAUCCAUGAAACCACGUUGAAGAAACUCUACGAUGCUCAGAGACUGCAUUUGGAUGAAACUCUGCCCAUGCCAACAGACCUAGACCGAGAUCUAGACAUGGAUAUGGAUAUGGACAUGGGCUUGGACUUGGACGACAAUGUCGGGAUGUCGCUGGAUGUCCGUAACAACCACUACUACCUCUACCACGAGCACAACCAUCGGCAUUUAAUCGAGCGACGACAUGGAAAAAUGAUCCCCGAUAAUGGCAACUUGGCCAAUGGCAUGAUAGGCAUACAACAUCGACGCAAGGACCACGGCCACCCACCGGUUCUUGUUGCCGCUGCAGAGGGUGGCGGUGGGCCGAAUCAGACGACCAUCGAUGCCUUUUUCAGGCGAAAGGCAGCAGUUUGA
Molecule: messenger RNA, 726 nt
Organism: Exophiala dermatitidis NIH/UT8656
Lineage: Eukaryota; Fungi; Ascomycota; Eurotiomycetes; Chaetothyriales; Herpotrichiellaceae
Exons: 1
Coding region: 1-726 (241 amino acids)
Source: RefSeq, a predicted model, not a curated record